Scleropages formosus (Asian bonytongue) is the source of this 750-nucleotide messenger RNA. RefSeq names its product myosin, light chain 2a, regulatory, cardiac, slow (gene myl2a). Gene Ontology annotation, molecular function: calcium ion binding. NCBI's taxonomy places the organism in Eukaryota, Metazoa, Chordata, Actinopteri, Osteoglossiformes, Osteoglossidae. The coding region runs from base 36 to 485 and encodes 149 amino acids. The record is from RefSeq and is a predicted model, not a curated record. The transcript is spliced from 6 exons.
GAGCAGCGGAGGGAGCCAACUCCAACGUCUUCUCCAUGUUCGAACAGGCCCAGAUCCAGGAGUUCAAGGAGGCCUUCACCAUUAUGGAUCAGAACAGAGAUGGAUUCAUUGACAAGAAUGACCUGAGGGACACCUUCGCCGCUCUGGGUCGUCUCAACGUGAAGCAGGAGGAGAUCGAUGAGAUGCUGAAGGAAGCCCCGGGCCCCAUAAACUUCACUGUCUUCUUGACCAUGUUUGGCGAGAAGCUAAAAGGCGCCGACCCCGAGGAGACAAUCCUCAACGCCUUCAAAGUGUUCGACCCCGAGGGCAAAGGAUUCCUAAAGAAAGAUUACGUGACCGAAAUGCUGACCACCCAAGCGGACCGGUUCUCCUCAGAAGAGAUGGAACAGAUGUUCACGGCCUUCCCUCCAGAUGUUGCUGGCAACUUGGAUUACAAGAACCUGGUGCACAUCAUCACGCAUGGAGAGGAAAAGGAUCAGGAGUAGCUCCCUGGCUCUGCCCGCACGUGUUCGCCCAGACCCCACCCCCUAGAUCCCGACCCAGAGCGCCCCACCACGCCCCGGACCGCCCGUGUUACCUCCGGCCACGUGGAGACUUGUGCCAGUCAGCUCCGAACGGACAGUGCCGCGACAAGCGAGAGUCCCCUCAUGCUGGAGUUUGCUGUUCAGUUUCGUCCGCGUUCUCCCAGAAGACGUGACAAACCUGUCAAAUAUAAUCCCAUCCUGCUAUUCAAAGUGCAACACCGUACAA